AAUUGUAUAUGUAACCGGCAUAGGUUCUCUGGGUAAAAGUGUUCCGUGACCACAGGGAAACGGGAAUGUUUUAAGAUGUCUAUACCAGUUUUACGGAAACCUAACUUAUCUAAAGAAUUGAAUAAAAAGAAAGUUGAUCAACAGUUUAUAAUACUGACUUUAAAGAACGGCAUGAAAUUAGUUGUGUCCUCAGAUAGUUUUCAUGGAAUUAUCAUGAUAGGGAAAAUAUAUAAAUGCGUGUUUUGUGAAGUCGAAAUCGAAUCCCCAGCCUGCAAAGAGCGUCAUAAGACUUCAGAUGAGCACAAAAAUGUAUUUAAUAAAUAUCCAUAUAUUGAAGAACUAGCCGAAAAUUUAAUAAGACAGGUAAACAAAAUAAAUUGUUAUUGCACAAUUUGCAAUGUUAUGAUGUCAUCUGUAUCAGCAAUGCUUCAUAUAAGGACAGACGAACACAUCAACGAGCUGAAUCGAGCUAUUUUAAAAGCAGACACAUAUAAACCUCUUGAUGAUAAUAAUAAUAGUAAAUAAGUUUAAUAUAUUAAUAAGUGUUAUUGAAUUUCCCUUUUAUUAUAUAAUAAGGAGUAUUUUUUUUUUG
This is a messenger RNA of Nymphalis io (European peacock), 592 nucleotides long. RefSeq lists its product as uncharacterized. The coding region runs from base 76 to 525 and encodes 149 amino acids. The transcript has 2 exons. The record is from RefSeq and is a predicted model, not a curated record. NCBI's taxonomy places the organism in Eukaryota, Metazoa, Arthropoda, Insecta, Lepidoptera, Nymphalidae.